Molecule: messenger RNA, 1425 nt
Organism: Colletotrichum lupini
Lineage: Eukaryota; Fungi; Ascomycota; Sordariomycetes; Glomerellales; Glomerellaceae
Product: OST3/OST6 family protein
Exons: 10
Coding region: 1-1425 (474 amino acids)
Cellular component (GO): oligosaccharyltransferase complex
Source: RefSeq, a predicted model, not a curated record
AUGUACUCCGAAGAACCAAAAUCCGAAUCCGAGCGAGCUACCCCCGACAGCCCCGAUCGUGCUUUCCUUCCACACCCCAAUCGAGACUUGACCCACUUCUCUGUGGGUUGUCUGCCGCUGUUGAGAGCUGUCCAGUUCGAGCUGUUGAAGUUCAGUGUGUGGCAUCUCGACGACACCCGCGGCGCGCACCACAACGGCCAAUUGGCCACAUCCUCAACCUUUCGAUCGCCUCCCAAGCUAUUGUUGCCGGGAACCUUUCUCGCUGCCGGCGCCUUCGCAGCCAAGAAGACCCCCGAAGAACGAUUCAACGAUUUCCACGCAAAGGCCCUUACCUCGUCUCCGAUCAAGCUCGCCGAUACCAGCUACAAGUCUUUGACUUCUGCUCCCCGCGAUUACACCGUUGCAGUCCUCCUGACCGCUCUCGAGAAUCGAUUUGGUUGCCAAUUGUGCCGCGAGUUCCAGCCGGAAUGGGAUCUUCUGGGCAAGACCUGGACCAAGGGUGACAAGAAGGGCGAGUCGCGCCUUCUCUUCGGUACUCUCGAUUUCUCUGAUGGCCGCGAGGUCUUCAUGUCGCUCGGCCUCCAAACCGCCCCUGUCCUGCUCCUGUUUCAGCCCACCAUCGGUCCUCACGCUGUUGCUGCUGUCGAUCCUCUGCAAUACGACUUUACCAGCGGACCUCAGUCUGCUGAACAGGUUCAUGCCUGGCUGUCGAGACACCUUACUGACCGACCUCACCCUCCGGUGAAGCGCCCGAUCAACUGGAUGCGAUGGAUUUCUAGCAUCACCAUUGUCCUUGGUCUUGGCACUGUCCUCGUUACUGCCUCGCCUUACAUCCUUCCCGUCAUUCAGAACCGCAACUUGUGGGCCGCUAUUAGUCUCAUUGCCAUCCUGCUCUUCACCAGUGGCCACAUGUUCAACCAUAUCCGCAAAGUUCCCUAUGUUGCUGGAGAUGGCCGGGGUGGUAUCAGCUACUUUGCCGGUGGCUUCCAGAACCAGUUCGGUUUGGAGACCCAGAUCGUAGCUGCUAUCUACGGUGUCUUGGCUUUCUGUGCCAUCUCUCUCACCGUUAAGGUGCCUCGUAUUGGCGACAACAAGAGACAGCAGGUUGCUGUUCUGGCCUGGGGUGGUGUUCUGUUCAUCAUGUACAGCUUCCUUCUCAGCGUUUUCCGCAUCAAGAACGGUGGCUACCCGUUCUCUCUGCCUCCUUUCAUCAACUUCUCGUCUGGCUUCGAGUUGUUCGCCAUCGCUCAUCGUAACGCAUUUUUCAACCUCUGUUGGGAUUCGUUCACUGUAGUUUCGUUGAGCAAGGCACAAGGGAAUGGCUUAUGCCCUAUCCGCAAGUCCCCCUUUGAUCGCAAUGUGCUUGUGUCUCGCGCUGCUUUGACAUUUAUACCAGACCACGAGUCGACUCUAUCUUUGCAUUAG